Molecule: messenger RNA, 3624 nt
Organism: Penicillium vulpinum
Lineage: Eukaryota; Fungi; Ascomycota; Eurotiomycetes; Eurotiales; Aspergillaceae
Exons: 10
Coding region: 1-3624 (1207 amino acids)
Biological process (GO): DNA-templated transcription; regulation of transcription by RNA polymerase II
Cellular component (GO): nucleus
Molecular function (GO): RNA polymerase II cis-regulatory region sequence-specific DNA binding; RNA binding; DNA-binding transcription activator activity, RNA polymerase II-specific
Source: RefSeq, a predicted model, not a curated record
AUGACUCCGACACCUCCUUCUACAAACUCCUCGAGUGCUGGCCAUUCUCCAGAUUACAGAGUCGUCCGGAAACGAAAUAGGGUCCCAUUGUCAUGUGGGCCUUGUCGACACAGAAAGCUGAAAUGCAAUCGUUCAAAUCCCUGCGAAAAUUGUGUCAAACGAGGAGACGCCGCGUCAUGCAACUAUGCGCAAACCAACUCGCGCAGGAAGAACCCGUCGCAGCAGUCGUCCAACACACCAGAUGAUAUGCAAAACCGCAUCGAUCGGUUAGAAGGCUUGGUUCUUUCGUUGAUGACAAACGGCGCUCAGUCUGAGGGUCCGGCUGCUGCUAUGGCAGCAAUCUCCGGUGAUAGUAGUGCGGGCUCGGCUCAGUUCUCCCAUGACUACGAUAUCGAGGAGGAGGGCGUGGAGGGCGCCGAAGACAGCGAAACGGACCAGGUGACGAAGUCGUUUGGUGUCAUGAAGAUGGAAAAUAACAAGUCUUAUUACAUCAGUGAAGCCCAUUGGGCGUCUGUAUUAAGUGAUAUCGCCGAAGUGCGAAGUUUCUUCCAAACGCACAAGAAGCAAGUUGAUGAGCAGGUUGAGAAACUCAAAGCGGCCCGACCAACUACUGAUGCACCAGGCGCCACUUUAUUAUUUGGUGUCACUAAACCGAUGAGCCGUAGCGAGAUUAUGGCUAGCCUGCCAUCUAAGUAUACAACUGACAUUCUUGUUGCUCGCUAUUUCAAUUGUUAUGACCCUGCAACCCAUGUUCUCCAUGGGCCCACAUUCCAAGCACAGUAUAAUAAACAUUGGGAUGAUCCUGCGGCGACCGAACUUGUCUGGAUCGCCAUGCUCUUUGCAAUGAUGAGAUUGGCAAUGCUGUCUUACCACCGCGAAGGCGAUGAGCCACCUGAAUUCCGGGGCAAGUCCAUUGACAUGGCUGGGGGAUUCCGGAAUUCUGUAGCACAGUGUUUGACAUUGGCUGACUACACAAAACCUCACCGCUUCUUGAUUGAAGCGCUUGUGUUUCACUUGCAUGGUGAUUUCUCUCAGACCCGAGAGGCGGAUAUUUCAAUCUGGGUUAUGACCGGCGUUGUUGCUCGCUUAGCAAUGCGAUCGGGAUAUCACCGUGAUUCCAAAAUGUUCCCGAACAUCACACCUUUCCAGGGUGAGAUUCGACGGCGAGUGUGGACAUUUGUGCGCCAAGCCGAUAUUCUAUUCUCAUACCAGGUCGGGUUGCCGGCCAUGAUACGGGGUACAGAUAGUGACACUGAACUGCCACGGAAUUUGUACGAUGAUGAUUUCGAUGAAGACUGCAAGGAACUCCCACCACCUCGUCAAUUGAACGAGCCAACACCAAUCGCGUAUCUGAUUGCUAAAGCACGCCUGUCGUACUCAUUCAGUCGUGUUGUUGAACAAAGCUCUGCUGUCUCGCCGGCUCCGUACGAAAAAGUGAUGGAAAUUGACGCGGAACUCCGACAGGCAAGAGAUUUGAUACCUGAUCACUUGCAUAUUCGGCCUAUGGAGGAGUGCCAGUUGGAUCCUAUUAAUAUUAUCAUGUCACGGUUUGCCGUAAUGGCCGUGUACAACAAAGCUCAGUGUGUGCUCCACCGCCCGUACCUGCCUCGCGCUCGAGAAAAUCCUCGUUUCACCUAUUCUCGAAGGACAUGUAUCGACUCGGCAAUGGAAUUAUUGGAAGUCCAGAAAAUUAUGCACUCGGAAACGCGCAACGGACGUCUACGUAGUCGCCAGAGCCGAACAACUUCCCUAAGUUCAGCCGACUUCUUACUCGCCGCAACCAUUGUUGCUCUCGACCUAUACCAAGGCCUGUCAUUCCAGGGGACCGGUCGGCCAUCGGGAGACACGUACACAUGGGGCCGAGAGCGGCGCGAUGAAAUGAUUACUGCGAUACAACUCUCGAAAACUAUUUGGGAUGAGUUGCGUGAUGAGAGCAUGGAAGCAUGGAAAGCAUCCACCGUUCUUGGUGUGAUGCUCAGCAAACUGCAGAUGCCGGUCCCAGGUCUUGAAAAUAGCGCUGGAGCUGCUUCAUUUGAGCCACACGACGAGAAGCAGAAUGCUGCCAUGACCCUCGGUCUUCUGAGCAGUGGAAUGAGCCCGAUGAACUCUGGCCUGCCGCAGUUUGCUGAUCCCAUGUUCAAAAUGGGAGAUUUGCAAAUGGGAACAGGAGUAGGUGGUGUGGGCGCCUCGGCCGAAAUGCCGGGUGUGCUUUCGCCCUUUAGCAGCAUGUUCGCGCAGAUGCCGGACAUGCAAGCUAAUUUGGAUUGGGAUGCCUGGGACACAUAUAUCCAAAACCCAACUCUCGACGCGACAAAUCAAUUCUGGCCUAUGAUUGAUGCACAACGCCAAAUGCCUCUACAGUCUGGAGGCAUGUCACAGCCUUCCGUGUCUAGUCCCCUAAGCUCAGGGCAGGUACCAUCGACGAGCGGUGUUCUGCGGCCAUCGACAAUGUUCUCAGGAUCCACCAACAGUCCGGAUAAUGGUGUGCCAGUACCAGGAUACGGCACGACACAAAUGCCUCAACCCAAUAACGGUAGAGCCAACAUAUUAUUAAAAUACAAGAUCAACACAUCUUGUGUUGUUUUAAUUUUUAAGAUGCAUUGCUUCCGCCGAGCCGUUUCUCGGCUUCAAUUGUCCCCAGCCGCCUCGCGUUCAUCGAUCAUCACCUCUAGCGCAGUGCUACGCUCAACAUGUCCCACUCCGAUGCUCGCCGCUUCGUGGUUCGCCUACCCAGCCAUCACACAGACACGGUUGAACUCUACCAAUGAAAGUGGGCCACGAAUUCCCGUUAAAUAUGUUGAGUCUGUCGCACCGAAAACAUCCCCGGACCAAGUCCGCCUGGAGAGAACCGAGCGCCGUCGUCAGUACAUGAGCGAAGGCCCUGUACCGAAGACCACCCUGUACGUCGGCAACCUCUUCUUCGACGUGACUGCCGAGGAUCUACGCAAACAGUUUGAGAAGUACGGUGUCGUAGAGAACGCACUGAUCGUGCACGAUGCCCGCGGGUUGAGCAAAGGUUUCGGCUACGUUACCUUCAGCACUGUCGAGGAAGCUACGCAAGCAAUCACGCAACAGCACGGAGGCAUUAUGGAAGGCCGCGAGGUGGUGGUGCAGUUCUCCAACACCACAUACAGAUCCAUGGCCGACAACAAGCCCAGCAAGACCCUCUACCUUGGCAACGUCCCCUACGAAUUGACCGACCAGGAUCUGCAGGAUUUGUUCGAUGAUGUCCCAGGUGUCACCGAUGUCCGUAUCCCCGUCGACCGUCGCACAGGAUUGCCCCGUGGAUUUGGACACAUCGACUUCAAGGACCUGGCCAGCGCCUCCAACGCCAAGGAGGUUCUCUCCCGCAAGGCGCCUUACGGCCGCAAGCUUACUGUCAGCUUUGCUAAGCGCAAGGUCUUGAGCCCCGAGGAGCACCUGCGUCAACAGCAGAAGAAGAUGGAGAAGAGAUCUCCCAACAAUAAACGUACGGGUGCUCAGAAUACCGGUGUGAGAGAAGUGAGAGAUGUGCUGGAGGUGAAUGAGCUUGGAAAGGUCUCUGAGCCGAAAGAGGCCGAGCCUAUUCCUGAGGUGAAGGAACCUGAGCAGGUGGCUGAGAAGACCGAGACUGAGCAGAAGUAG